Schistosoma curassoni is the source of this 11753-nucleotide messenger RNA. The record is from the annotation of a GenBank genome assembly. Lineage: Eukaryota; Metazoa; Platyhelminthes; Trematoda; Strigeidida; Schistosomatidae.
GAAAGCCUGAUCAAAAAAUCAGAUCUCGUGAUACUUUGGAAUCUUAAACACGACACAUAUAUAUGCAAACAUAAUUAUAAUAUUACCACAUACAUAUAUAGAUGUGUAUGAAUAUGUACAUUUAAUUAGAAGUUUAGAUCCACAUUGUGUUAUUGAGAAGUCUGGAUAUAUAUUAUAUGUAUACAUAUAAGUCAUUAUUUGCAAGAUAAUAUGGUUUCAUUAAAUUAAUAUUAUAAUAAAAUAAAAGUUGGACAAAUACAUACCUAACAAAGCCCGAUUGUGAAAACACCAAUAAUCUAUCCUAUCAUAACAAAUAACUUAUACUACAUUCUUUUAGCCGGAUAAUGAUCAGUAAAAAUCAUAAUUCAUUAGCAAAAGGACACUUAAGACCAAUAAUUAAUGCCAUAAAAGAGGAUGAUUUAAAUACAUUCAUUAAUGCUACAAGAUCAGUGAAUAUUUCUACAACAUUUGAUUUCGAAACAACUGAAGAUACGUUAGUACGUCAAACAGGGGCUGUUAAAAUUACCACAUUAUCGGCGGCAACAUUUCUACACGUAGCUGCAUGGUACUCAGCACAUCGAAUAAUUGAUCAUAUUUUAAAAGGUCAUUCAGAGUCACUAAUUGAAAAGAAAACAGUAGAAGGUUUCACUCCAUUGCAUAUUUCCGCCGGAGUUGGUGAUUUUGUGGCAGUCGAACGACUAUGUAAAGCUGGAGCUAAUCCUGAAACCACAGAUACAAGUGGUAGAAAUGCAUUACACCAUGGUGUGGUUGGUGAUCCGGAGACUGCUGUUGUUCUUUGUUGUAUUAAUAAAAAAUUAGUCAUGGUUGCAGAUUCUAAAUUUCAAACUCCUGUUCAUUAUGCUUUGGAUCCAACUCGUUCAGCAUGUCAUAAAUUCUUGGCUGCAUUAUAUCAUGAUGUUAUACAAUCGGCUAAAGAUAGUACAGAUAAAUUAUCAGAGAAUGAUAAGAACUUAUCAUUGACAUGGAUUCCGUUGAAUAUCAAGACCCCUGUUUGUGUAAAUCCGUCAAAAAAUCCUUCUUAUCCUGAAUUAUGUUUAUGUAAUACACCAUUAACUGAACAUCAUGAAAUGACAAAAAAUCCUCAAUUUUUUAAAGCAUUAAAAACUGGUAAAAUGAAAUAUUAUGAUUUACCAACAAAAACAUUCGGUGAUAUUGAAUUACCUACUGGCGCAUAUUCUCCAAAUUUCAUCCGAGUUUCCGACCAAACAAAUCCAGAACUUAUGAUGCAAAUUUUUACUAAGAUUUGGAAUUUAUCACGUCCGCAAUUAGUAUUGAGCUUCUAUGGAGAUUAUACUGAUUCUAAAGUUAUUCGUGAAAAAAUACGACGAUUAAUUUGGAAAGCUAGUGAAUCCACAAAAACAUGGGUUAUCACUGAUGGAACCAAACGUGGUAUAUCAGGAAUAGCUAGUGGUGCCGUAAAAGAUUUUAUUCAAGCUUAUGGAGAAGGUCAAGUUGAAGCUAUUGGAAUAGUACCUUGGAAAUUUAUAUCAGACAACAAAAUAUUUAUACCUGACGAUUAUUCCGGAUUUUCCUCAGUAAUAUUCUCUUCGACUGCAGCAGAUGACAACAAACAUUUUGUUUUGGAUCCGAAUCUCACUCAAUACAUUUUUGUAGAUACAGCCAAACAACUUAUACCCCAUUAUGAAUAUAACUUUAGAGCUUCAAUAGAAUUAAUCCUCAAAAAGUGGAAGUUAAUUCCAGAUGAUUCACCACAAAUCUUGGCAGAAGCUCCAAUCCAAUUAUGUGCAUUUCUUUCCGGUGGAGAUGAAUCAACACUUAAAGCAAUAUAUGGAACAAUGCAAAAUACGAUUCCUGUUGUACUUCUCAAAGAAACAGGCAGGUUAGCAGAUAUUAUAACUCAGUGUAUUGAAGACACUGAACUUGGGUCUAAAGCUACAUAUAAAAAAUCAAUCAGUGAAGGGUCAACUGGAACGGAAACAUUUCAAUUAUCACCUGGAAAUAUUAAACAGACUAUGGAAUAUUAUUGGGAUCAUAUUACACAUCCAGAAUUAUCUGUAUUAAUGAUUCAAGAAAUUUUAGAGAAAACAUAUUUAUUUAGUAUUUGUGAAGCAGAAGGUGAAGAUGAACAUGGUGAAUUAGAUUAUCAUCUUUUAUCUUUAAUAAUGAAUCCUUCCAUAAAGGAGAAUGAAAAGCCAGAUGAACUUAACGAAACCCUUCUUUCUAUUGCUAUUGCUCUAAAUCGAAGUGAUAUUGCCAGGGAUAAAGUAUUUAUGGAAGGAGUGAAGUGGGAUAAUUCUAAAUUAGUAAAACAUAUGAAUGCAUUAUUAUUAUCAAACAAAGUACAAUUCAUUUGUGUAUUUAUUGAGAAAGGAUUUUUAUUAUCUAAUUAUUUAACUGCGGAAAGACUUCAGUUACUUUAUACACAAUCUAUUCAUUCAGAUCAUCCAGGAGAAACUCUCAUUAAUGUGAUUCGUGCAUUUGUUAAGAUUCCAGAUCAGAUUAGUCUUUAUUUGAUUGGUCGUGCAUUGCGUGAACUUGUUGGUAGACAAUAUUGUCCAACUUAUAUGGCUCCUCACUUUUUCUUGAUAACAACUGGAGCACCAAAAGCACAAAUAUUUGAGAAUCCUGCAACUGAUUUAUUUAUUUGGGCUUUAUUAACUGAACGAGCUACUUUAGCCGAUUAUUUUUGGACACAAGUUCAAGAUCCACUUCCAGCAGCAUUGUUUGCCGCUUUAUUAUUACGGCGUUUAGCAAUGAAUGCAACAUCUUUAGUGACUAGAGAAGGAAUGUUUCAAUUUUCAAGAUCUUUUGAAUCAAAAGCUUAUAGUUUGUUAACUGAAUGUUAUAAUGACAAUCAAAGUUUGUCAUUUAAAACAAUUAUACUUGAAAGAAAAUUAUUUGGACGUAUGUCAUGUCUUAUGCUAGCUGCAGAAGGCAAAUCCAUGAGUUUCAUUUCACAUCAGUGUUCUGAACAAUAUCUUGAACGUGUUUGGAACGGAAUGAUUGAUCCAAGAUCAGGAAUGUUUCCGUUUAUUGUAGCCUUAAUAAUUGGAAUAACCCUACCUCCAUUAGUACCCUUUUCGUUAAAAUUCCAAGUCAAAGAAAAUGAGGCUAAUAAAUUUGAAACGGAUAAAAAAUCUAGAAAGCCAUCAGAUAGAAAAAUGUCUAUAGAUGGCAAAAGACCGACAUAUGAAACCUAUCAAACAGCCGAUAAUUCAUUAUCUAUGUAUUUUCAAAAGCUUCGAGGAUUUUAUUUAUCACCUUGUGUACGAUUUUCAUAUACAACAAUCUCCUACAUUGCAUUUUUGUGUUUUUUUACCUACGUUUUACUAUUUGCUGUUGAUCUACUCUUACCUGUGUUCUCAUUUCAAAAUAUUCUCUUAUAUAUGUGGGUGAUCUCUUUUAUUGCAGAACAUAUACGUCAUGGAAUGCUGGGUGAAGUUCCAUUUAAAAUAUAUUUAACAAAGCUAUGGAAAUGUUUGGAAAUUAUGGCCAUUAUUAUAUUUAUACUUGGCACAGCAUUACAACUUUUAGUAUUGACUGAAGAAGCGGAAAGAUUAUCAUUUACACCAGUGAAUCCAGUUAGUGCUAUACAAGAAGCUUUAUUGCAGUUGGCAAGAAUAUUUUUUGGACUUUCAUUGUGUAUAUUCUAUCAUCGUAUCUUAGAAUUAUUUACAGUAAAUAUACGUUUAGGACCAAUGGUUAUUAUGGUACAAUCUAUGAUUGUUCGUGAUUUAAUUCCAUUUUUGGCUUUGUUCACUGUUGUCGUAGCUGGAUUUGCAAUAUUACAAUGGGUUACUGCUUAUCAAUCAACGGCUAGUUUAAAUCCACUAACAAAUUUAUUCACUGUGUUCAAAGCUUUACAAUUGGCCUAUUUCCAAGUGUUCGGUGAAUAUGAAAUGAAUACUUUAUCUGGUGAAGUUUUAUUGGACUCCUGUAAGAAUGAUAAAAUUAACUGUCCAGGAGGCUGGUCCACUUGGCUAUCACCAAUACUUCUUGGUGUAUAUGUAAUACUUACUCAAGUUUUACUAUUGAAUCUUGUAAUUGCUAUGUUUGCCUCUACGUAUAUGAGAAUUGAAUCGGCAUCAACAAAAUAUUGGGCAUUACAAAGAUAUCAUAUAGUAGGAGAAUAUGUGAAUCGUUCACCGAUUCCACCUCCUUUAAACAUAAUCUGGUAUAUUUACUUAAUAAUACGUUAUAUAAUAAGAGGCUGCAGGAAAAGUCCACUGAAAAGUGAUCAUCCGUUUAAAAAAUCCUUUGAAUCUGGAUCAUCUCAAGAACUACGUCUUAUACAUUGGGAAAGAUUACGUUUUUGGGAUUAUGAUCGAUAUAUUAUUCAAGGUAAAAAACGUAAACAGAAAGAGACUGGAAAAAUGGUCAGUGUUCGAACUACAGUAAUGCAAAUGAAUAGAGGUGCUGAAAUGUCAUCAGAAAUAGCUGCAGCUAUCUCAACAUAUUAUCAUACAACGCAGGAUCAUCUAGCAAGAGUUGAAUCAAAAGCUGAUAGACUUAAAAUUGUUGAAGAGAAAGUUGAUAGAGUAUUAAGCUUAAUCAAAGAAUUAAACUUAAAGAAAUUACAAUCAGAAGAAACUCAACCUAAACAGCAAACAGGCAUGGAUACAUCUCUUGGUUCAAGGCUUGAAAGAAUACUUAUAACUAAAGAAAAACCAAACAUAGCUUACUCCAGAUCAAAAUCAACUGAUCAACCAAUGAUAAAACUGAUUCAAGGAACAAAAAGCAGUCAGCUAGCUGUUUUUGAAAAAGGAUCACACAAAUAUGCAGGAUUUGUGCCACCAACAGCUGAUCGUACACCUCGUCUAUUUCCUCAUCCAAUACCAUGGGAUAAACAGUCACAGAAACCAAUGUGUUUAGGCUGGAAACCUCCAGUUUACUCAAUUGAAGGAUGGACUGAACCAGGAAAUUUCGCUGAAAUUUCAGAAGAAAGAAAGCUUCAAUUCAAAACACUAAUUCCUAAUGUUCCUCCUCCCGAUCCAAUAACUGGAUGUCCUAGAAAUCCUGGUGGUCGCACUGGAGUUAAUGGAAAAGGACAUUUGCCUGAAUGGGGUGCAAACUCAGCUAUUAUACUAGUCAUUACAAAAAAGAUAGGUGAACUUCUAUCUGAUUCCGAAUAUACAACAGAGAGAGAUUUUAAAGUUAUUGUUUAUAAAAAUCCGUUAGGCUCACAACUACCAUGGGGUACCAACAACAUGAACCACACAAAUAAACUGACAAUAUUGUGAAGAAAUUUUGGAGAGAAGGAUAGUGAAGUCAAUAAAGAAUGAACCAGAAACGGAUGUGGGCUUUAGUAUGUGGAUCGAUAGUCAAUGGUCGGGAAAUAAGAGAUUCUUAUCAAGGUUGCUGGGCUAAAAUAUCAACUCAACUGUCCGUUGGAUUCGUCUGCACAGAGUUUAGGGAGCUUUUGGAAGUUUUGAACUGCAUUGCAAUCAACUUCAAAGAUCGUGUCAUUAAAACCAAACAUCUUGCUACCAGUGACUCUGAUGAGUUGAAACAGCCACUCCCAAUUACCAGGUCCAUCUUCUUCCUUCAACUCAUUCGCUUUAUUUCUUGUUGUUUAUAUAGGCUUUAUGGCAUUCUCUUAGUUGCGGAUGUAGAUGUAACAUUAUACUCAUUAUUCGCCGGAGUAGACCUGCUUGCGUCUCAUAGAGUGGCAAGGAGUCUUCAGAGCUCUGUGUAGGACUAUAAGUUGGCUGGUCACUGAUAAGCUUUGCACAUACCAAGGUAUGAUCAGAAUUCAGAGAGAUAUGUGAAAACGUUUAAAGUUCGUAAAAAGCUGUAGAGAGUGAUAAACGUUAUCUUACAAGGGAAUACCGAGCUCUUCACCGAGUCUAGACAUUCAACCUAGGAAUGCAAACCUCCACGUAACUCUACGAUAUCUGUCGAUGGCACUUUCUUUAGAUCAUUUAACUAAUGGUAGAGCUCAUCUUUAAUUACAUCCGGGAUGUAAGUGAAUAUUAAAAGCAUAAAUUGUUUUCUACUAUAGUUUACCUCGCUUUUAUGGGGCCUUCUAACCUAGUGUGAUAUGACAGAAUAAGAUGACACUAAUUAGGUCAAUAUUUUUGCUUUAAUUCAUCAUGAAUUUUGGACGGGGUGACAAGUGUGAACUUCGUGCAAUGUGACAAUUAUGUUGAUUGCACCAGUUGAGGUGAACUAGAUUUCGCAUGUGUUUACAAUCCCUCUACAUGUUCCUCCCCAUAGGUUCCACUAUAAACUGUGUGUAAAAAUUCAUAUAUUACUGAUUGCAUUUUGUUAAUGGACGUGUUUUUGAAGAAUCAAUAAAUGUUCAUUGCACCACUUUUUCGUGUUCCUACUUAGCGCUGUGGGAAUUGAAGCAAAUCACGAUUGUCGAGAAUAAGCAGUAAGACUACGGACCCAAAAAUAUCGAUACGGACGGUCAGCUAGCACUGAGGUCACUCAUUAAAGUAACGACCCCGGAUUACACAGUGGAGACACGGUAUAACAGAGUUGACCAACAGGCUAUAAAAACAACAACACCAAAUUCUCAGCCUGAGCUACAAAAGUUCUCCAUCACCUCGUAACCUAAUAGUAGUCAAGCAACUGCUGUUGAGAAUCUAAUCGAAUAAUAUUACCUACUCUGUGGCGUUUAGUACAGUCCCACGGUUUUAUUAACCCAGUACACUGAAGGCCAAGUGGAAUAUUGUUAAACAUAUACUUGUCUACAUCGGCUUUUGAUAAAUAUUAAACCAUCAUUAGUUCAUGACAAAGUUUGUCUCUGAAUUGUGUUGAAACUUAUUAAUUUUAAAAUUAUUUAAACUAUAUGCAUGAUGAGUUAAUUAUCUAAUCAUCCUACCAGCCGCAAGUAAUAUCAUUAUUUAGCUCCAUGAAGCAUUGAUUAUAUGUAUUUAAAUCCCCCAGUAUUUAGAGUAGAGACUUAUAUUGUGGAAGUAUGAGCCUUGAUCAUAUUCAGUAACACCAAGGUUCGCGGACCAGAAUACUAAAUAAAACUAAUGCUCAUGAACCAACGUACACCGAGAGAUGACAAGGGCUAUAGAUAAAUAGCCCAUUUUUUGGUGAAUAUAAUGUUCUCUGUCAUAGUUUUUACCAAAACUACAUAUGCGCUAAAUAAAAUCAGAAGAGAUGAAGUUGUUUUAUAACAAGAAAUUUAGGAGUUCCACAAACCUUAAUUAAAUAUUACGUUCUCAAGUAGUCACUGAAAUACUAAAAGGAAAACACUCAAGAAUAAUUUAUCACUGUCUACAUAGAUGGUAUAUUAUUUGUGCAUCAUUGAUAUCAACGUUACGAUUCAAUGCAUCUUUGCAACUUAGAAAAUUUUGAAGUUCCUGAAUUUCAAACCCGUAAGGUAUAUAAUUUUAAUUAACAUCGUUACUGAUGAGAUAUUUGAGGUUAUCUUAACUGAGCAGUAAAAAUAAUUGUUAACACUGAUUCACCAGAAGAUAGUAGUCAUUACUGUUCUCAACUUAGAAAACAGAAUUUUUUAUAAACGACAUGGUACUUAUUAAUUUGUUGUAUGUUUAUAAAUACAAAAGACUCAAGUCUACCAUGGAAAACUCUAGACUACUAUUUUCGUUAUUCAGGACUAACAAAACUAUCAAGUGCCUUUGUCCUUAUGACCUAAAAUUCAGGUUUUUCUACACAAACAGCUAUAUAAAAUUCAAACCGUAAACAUAAACAAAAACGAUAAAGUCUAUAGUAAUUUUGAUAAAAAAAAGUUUAGAUUAUAAAGUUAAUUACUUUAUUAUUUUACUUGAUAUCAAAAGUGAUUACAAUGAACGAUAUGAAUUAGGCAUUGCAUGUAUAUAUCUAUUAAGGGGAAGUGUUAUUUGAACGUUGGUUUGUUUAAUGAGCAUGUUAAACAUUGAGUUUACUCAAGUAUACAAUUUCACUACCUGUAGAAAUAAGUAAUCAGUACCUCAGGGUUCUACAGUAAACUUUAAAGAAAUCGAUAUUAAAAUUUGCGUAACAGUGAUAAAAUAAAGUGAAAGAUGUCAUAAAAUGACUCGAACAGUAGCAUGACAUAAUAAAUUAUGAAAAGAUUAUGCAUUACCAAACUUAAUAAGUUGAUGCAGCUUAAGGUUAUUUUAAAUAAUUACAUAAACGUUUAAGAUAAAUUAAAAAUGAUUUAUUUUCACAGCAAACUAGAAUAUUUAGUUUUGAGUUUGAGUAUUCAUUAAUAAAUGGGUUCAAGUUCUUCUGAAAAUGUGAUAAAGUAUUAUUAAUUAUAAGUCAUAGAACUUUUAUAGUAAACCAAAUAAGAGUAUAGAAUUAUUAGAUUUAACAAAAUGUAAAUUUAUAAUUCAUUAAUGAUUCUUACUUUGAAAUACAAGUACAUUCUGAUUGGUUUGUCUAUUACUUUUGAAAUGGUCAUUUAUUUUAUAUUAUCUUAUUUUAGUUUCUAGUUCAACAUCCUACUGGUUGUAAUCGUAAAGUAUGUGUCAACGAAAUAUUUGGUAUUCUCACAAAAAAUCGUAUGAAACACUUGAUAAAAUCGAUGCCAACAAAGAAAACAACUUUAGUAGAAACUGUGAAAAAGUUCAACAGUUUAACUACAAAAAUUAUAUAUUCUGGAUAUUUGGAUGAUACAAUCAAUACAGAUAACGCCUGGAUCGAACCAACUGUAGUCCAUAAACAUAUUUCUGAUCCAGAUUUUGAUCAUGAUGAACUUAUUCAGGUAAAUCCAAUGACUUUCUAACAAUAUUUUAAUGUUUAUCAGAAAAAGUAUACUUUUGUCGGUGUUGUGAAAUUGGGCCCAAUCUGCAAUAAUAUGAUAAUUAAAAAUAUUCGAAUUAUCGUAUUAACUAGGAAUUCCCGAAACAGUGCAAUUUAAGCCAAACAGAACUAGGUGAGCACUAACGAACGUAUUGUAUUUAGAACUCGAAAUCAGACAUGCAUCAAGUACAAAAGAAUCAUUAGUUCAUACAAACACAAAUAAGCUAUGGACCUACACUUCGUUUUAGUAGAAACCCAUCAGUAAUUCAAAGCUUUAGUUUUGGGGUAGCUGAUGUUUCAUGUAAGGUUAGAAUCCGUCUUAUAUAAUAUCAUGGGCAAAAAACUUCACUGAAUUAUUAAGCUUGUGACCGAUUUCUUGAAGAACUAAGGUGUUCAAAGUACCCUGUUUCUAGUUAGUUCAUGUUAAUCCUCUGUACUGUUUUUCGUUGUGCAGAAAUGUAGGCUUGUUAUGUUAAAAAUGUCGCAUAUAAAGUCAUUGAACGAGAUUCAACUUAUCAUGCUCUGGUGAACUAAAUACCCAUUAUAUCCCGACACAUUAGAAAGUUAACUAGUCUCUCAAUGGUAUUUAAGUACCAAACAUCAGUCAGCUAACAUCGAAUCAUUUGUUGUUACUAUCCCUAUUUAACCAAUAUAUCACCUUUACUCCAAAAUAUUAAAAGUAAGCCCCGGGUACUAAAUUGGUGUAUGAGUCAAUUUUAUCUACGUGAAUCUUCCCAUCUAGACACUUAGAAAGGAAAGACUUGAUAAUAAAAAAAUUCACAGCACACUUAUGUUUGUGGUAACCUAUUAUGGCUUACUGGUCGUGACGUUAAUCAAUUAAGGAAACUUGAUACAUUAGGUCACUUAAUGUAACCUUGUGACAGAAACAUGUGAGUUCGACUAUUUCUGACAUCACCUUGCAGGCAAACUAUCGAAAUGGCUUGACUAUUAACCUUCUUUGUAGACAAUGACUAGUUACGCUGAUCAUUUUUCUCGAAAAUACCAAUAAACGAAAAGACGAAAAGUAAUAGUACAAAAUCGCUAUGUUUGGAUGGAUCUCUAACUCAAAAAUCUACAUGCUUAAAUAAAUGAACAACCCGACCACAACGCACCAUAAUUAGGAAAGUGCAACGUGCCAACACAAGUAAUUUAGAGCAAACAUUGGAAUACAAGGCUCCGAUUAGCUUACCAUAAAUAGGGAACAGGAAAAAUUUAAAAACUUUACAGAUCGAACGGAAGCAUGGGACUGAGAAGAUAACGAAGACACACUAAAUUUUGGCAAUUGUAAGCUAAAAAUUAAGUCUAACGGUGUUCGUGUUUAUUCGUCGCAGCACAACAAAGUUAUUCAAAUGGUUGCUCAAUACUUAUUUCGAUGACGUGUACCUUAAGUCAAAAUUCAACUUUUCACCAAUCAAUUAAAACAAGAAGAUGGAAUAAUCAUUAGUACAACUCUAUCUAAUGCUUUGCUUUGUAGAGUGCUUCAGUAAAAUUACUCGAAUAUUGUUUUCAUGUUAAUGUACAACGUAAAUGAGAAGGCGUUGUCUUCACCGACCUACAAUUUACUCUUGUAAUUGUAAUUAUGGAAAAGUUGUAAGUGGAACUUUGGCUCAUUGGAUAAGGUAAAUUACUCUCAACCAGCAGGUAGAAAGUUGAAACCCCAAUUCACAUAUUUUAGUUUGGAGAUCUAGAUACCAUUAUUGUCCUUCACUCGAACGGUGUGACUAUACUUAAUGAGUUAUCCAUUUUUCAAAAAUUACAUUCGUAAACUCUUAGUAAAUAAUCAAAUUCUGUUUAGUUAUGAGCAUUCGUGAAAGGUGAUAAGUACAACAAUGAGACAUUUUACUUUAUCUAUAAAAAGUUGAAAAUAUAUUUAUAAAAUGUCAUUUACCUAUAUUUUUAGUUACUCACUCCGGAAGGAAUUAAUGCGGUAUGGUUAGAUUCAACAAAUACAGUAGGCAUGAGAUCAAGUCAUGAGAAAAUUCUUCGACAAGUCAGAAGACGAAUACAAUCUUCCAGUAUAGACAUAUCAAAAACCACAAAAGAAGUCACAUUCCAUGAAGAAAAUGUGUGAUUAAAAAAAUAAUAAAUAAAAAAUCUAUCAAAUAUACUUGCUGAAAACUAGUUGGUGCCUAAAUUUUCACGUAAUUAGUUGUGAUUUUGUUGUAUCCCAAAAAAACAGAUUUGAACAUGUAUAUUCCACUAUUUUGAUAUGUAAUAGAAAUAUUCCAUUAUUGUAUUCCAAAGGAAAAAGAUUUUCACAUGAAUUUGUACAGUAACACUUCUGAAUGAAGCUGUUAGAUAUUUUUGCAGUUAAUGUGCCAAGUUUAGCGAUUACCAUUCUCAAUUCGAGUAGAUUAAUCCUGCUGAUAAUAGACGACAAAACGUCUUUCACGUAUCACUUUUCUUGGUCGCUUAUUUUGCAUUCUAUCUAGCUAGUAUUGUAAACGUUUACUGAAGGAUACACUUUGGAUACUCAAAUAAUUACUUUUCUUUACCGUCAUUUUACAUCAUGUAUUUUAUUCUUUCUGAUUGUUUUGUUAUACGAAUACGAAUACGAAUAACUUGGAUAACACGUUUUAUGAGCUGAGCUUAUUAUUCGUAUAGUCCUCAUUACCACAUAAACGAUUGGACGCCUAGAACCGAUGGAUUCUUUUGAAAAAUGAUGACUUAUGCAUUAAGUACUAUUAAUAACUGUUAAAAGUUAAGCAGUGAGUGUUAUAAGCAAAAUAAACAGUGGUAAUCUUGUAUUAAACGUAUAAAUUAAAAUUGCAAGAGACUGUACAAACGUCACCAGGAUUUAUUUGAUUGAGAUACACCAGCCUUAAAGUUUGAUGAAAACAAUGACCAUUUCUUGAUAGUGAAAACAAAGAAGUGGGAUUAGAUAGAAUGUGAAUCUCAGAUUUUUUUAUAUUCCACGUCUAUUCAACUGUCAAUUAUUAUGCGCAGUGUCCACACAUUGAUUCACACUUUAUAUGGUAAGAACCACAAAGAUACUUCGACCCACUUAAAAGACAUACAGGUUGUAAAGAUUUUGUGAAAAUUGUUCCCCCUCUAACUGAUGACUG